UUUUUUCUCAUCAUUUUACCUUAGAUAUUCAGAAUAUAAACUUUUUCGUAUUCUAAUUUUUUAAAAGUCUUAAAUUACUUUCAAUAUGGAUGACACUUAUCUUUGUUUUUUCCUUGUUGAAUUAAGGGAUUUUAGGAUCUGAAAAAUAAAUACUGUGCAUUUCCUAGUAUGACAAAUAGAUUUACAAACUGUUGUUUGGCAAAGCCUUGUCAAAUCUAUAAUUAAUAAAUAGCUUGUGUGAACUGUUGCAUCAAGGUGUGUAACAAAAGACAAACGCUGCACGCAGAGCUGCCAGACAACCAGACUUUACUGACAAAAGACCAAGAGCUACAGACUAUGGCUAAUCGUGGAACUCAGGACAGGAUGAGCAAAACAAAGCAGGACUUGAGCAAUGACAGGAGAACAGGAGGACAGAGACCGUCAACCACAGUGAGACCUCGCAGUGGAGGAGAGUCUGGCACAAGACUAAACUGCAAACCAGCAACAAAAACAAACAGCCAUUUGCCGCUAACACAGAAAAAAACAGGAUGUUGUCCAGUAAGAACAGAUGACAGCACGGCUUCAUCUAAUUGUGGAACUCAGGACAGGAUGAGCAAAACAAAGCAGGACUUGAGCAAUGACAGGAGAACAGGAGGACAGAGACCGUCAACCACAGUGAGACCUCGCAGUGGAGGAGAGUCUGGCACAAGACUAAACUGCAAACCAGCAACAAAAACAAACAGCCAUUUGCCGCUAACACAGAAAAAAACAGGAUGUUGUCCAGCAGAGGUGGAACAACAUCCAAAAAGGAUUAUUAGACUGUGCCAGUCUGCUGUUAACAACAAUCAACAAAUGCCAAGAGAAAGCACAAGCAGCAAAACCACAAAAAAAGACCAAAGCAAUGGAAAAGGCUCAAGUGUUGCAAAUAAUAUAAAGAACAACUGGAGCAGAAAAAUAGAAGGUGGAAGCAAUGAAAACCUACCCAUGUUUAAACUCAACCUGGAUGAAACAUGGCAGAACAGAGAUGGAUUCUGCAGAAGAAGCACAUUUGGGAAAACCAUCAUAAAAGAGAACAAGACCAUUAUGAUGAUCGGAGCCACAGGUGCAGGAAAAACCACUCUAAUUAACAGCAUGAUCAACUACAUUCUGGGAGUGCAAUGGAAAAAUGACUUCCGGUUUGUGUUAAUAGAUGAAGGGAAGCAGAAAUCUCAGGCUGAAAGUCAGACUUCGGAGAUAACGGCAUAUCAAAUUAAUCACAUGGAUGGCUUCCGAGUUCCAUAUUCUCUGACUAUUGUGGACACACCAGGCUUCGGUGAUACCAGAGGAAUUUCACAUGACCAGAAAAUCACAACACAGAUUCAGGAGUUCUUUGCUGCCCGUGGAGGCAUCGACCGCAUUGAUGCCGUGUGUUUUGUUGUACAGGCUUCACUUGCCCGUCUGACACACACACAGAAAUACGUCUUUGACUCCAUUCUUUCCAUAUUUGGGAAGGAUAUUGCUGAAAACAUCCUUGUGCUGGUCACCUUUGCAGAUGGGAAAACACCUCCAGUUCUUGAGGCCAUCAAAGUCUCCCAGGUGCCAUGUUCUACCAAUGAGUCUGGAGAGCCUCUUCACUUCAAGUUCAACAACUCUGCUCUCUUUGCUACUAAUUAUGAAUCUGCAGAGGAUGAGGAGUCUGACUGUGACAACUUUGACAAAAUGUUUUGGAAGUUGGGGUUUUCUAGCAUGAAAAAAUUCUUCACAUCCCUUAACACGAUGGAAACCAAGAGCUUGUCUCUCACACAGGAGGUCCUGAAAGAGCGGCAACAGCUAGAAGUGCUUGUGCAGGGUCUCCAGCCCCAAAUCAAUGCUGGUCUGACAAAACUGGAUGAAAUCAAGAAGACAAGAGCUGCUCUGGAGCAGCACAAGGCUGAAAUGGAUGCAAACAAGGAUUUUGAAUACGAAUUAGAAGUAACUGUCCCAAAACAGAUCGAAAACAACACUUCCUACUACUUAACCAACUGCCAAAAGUGUUACUUCACUUGUCAUGACACAUGCGCUUACGCAAAUGACAGUGAUAAAGAUAAGUGCUCUGCCAUGAAAGAUGGAAAGUGUCGGGUCUGUCCUGGAAAGUGUGCUUGGAAUGUGCACUAUAAUCAGAAAUACAAAUGGGAUUAUGUCCCAGAAAAGAGAAAGGAAACUUAUCAGGAUUUAAAAAAGCGAUUUGAGGAAGCACAUGGAGAGGUCAUGUCAAAAGAAAAGAUCUUUGAAGAGCUUGAAAAUGAGCUUGAGCUUGUCCAGAAUACUGUGGCCAUACUAAUAGAAAAUUCUCAACAGUCCUUGGAGCGCCUGCAGGAAAUCGCCCUCAAGCCCAAUCCUCUGUCCACCCCUGACUACAUUGAUCUGAUGAUUGAGUCUGAGAAACAAGAAGCCAAACCUGGAUUUCAAGAUCGCAUUCAGUCUUUAAUGGGCGUCAGGAAGAAGGCAGAGAUUAUCAGUAAGGUUUCCUCAGGAGAAGUGCUUUCAGAGGAUUUGGAAACAUAUAAACCUGUUAACAAAAAAAAGGAAACAUCAUAUGAUCCAAGAGUCCUGCUCAGUAGGUUUAAGAAUUACAUGAUUAAAAAAACAGGAAAUUAUUAAAAAGUUGUGAUUAUCUAUUAUUAUAAUACCUAUCAACCAUAAUUUUUGAUUCUGUUGUAAAAUGUUCUGCAUGCAUUUUUUGACACUUCAAAUACUUAAAACCUUUAUCUUCAUUGUAUGCAUGAUAUGAUUUUUUUUUUUAACAGGUUUGUCAAAAGAAAAAAAUGACGUGUUAUACAUCACAAACUAACUAGAUUGUAUUGUAUUGCUGUUUUGGGAUGAUGCAGUUUUACUUUCAUUUAAUGUACUUAUUUUGCAUGAAUAGGAAAAAAGAAAACUAAAUCUAAACCUUGUGCAUUGCCAAUAAAUACAUUUAAAUCAUGACAACUCUCAAAAUAGUUUUAGCAUGCUAAUGACAGUGACAAUGCUAAUGCAUGCUAUGACAAUUGGUAGUGCCUGAGACAGAUCAGACAAACAAUUUAUUUGUUUUAUUUAAAAGAUCACCAAUCACAAGAUCACUGAAUGAUUCUUAAAAAUUCUGAUGUGAAGAUAAGCUAGAAGUCUCUGAAGGACCAAUAAGUUUGUGCCAGGCUGCGGCCUUGUCUUUCCAUUCAUCAAAGACCUUCUGCAUCAACCCAGUUCUCUCUCUCUCAUCAAGACAACUUCAGCAAAGAUCAACUGAAGCCUCAAGAACUUGUAGUAGGACUCUCACUCAACAGACGAGACUUUGUCUUAUUUGACACAUUAAGUAUCACCUAAUCCUUUUCACAAGUGUUAGAAUGAAGAAACUUAUGUUUCCUUCAGUCUGUUGGUUUUCAGAAUAUGAAAUUUUAUUCUUUACUCUGCUUCAGCUUUAACCCUCUUCCUACACCAAACCCAAACUGUGUGCUUGUUAAUAAAGUCUUGUUUGUAUUGCA
Molecule: messenger RNA, 3455 nt
Organism: Ctenopharyngodon idella (grass carp)
Lineage: Eukaryota; Metazoa; Chordata; Actinopteri; Cypriniformes; Xenocyprididae
Exons: 5
Coding region: 337-2598 (753 amino acids)
Molecular function (GO): GTP binding
Source: RefSeq, a predicted model, not a curated record